AUGCGCGUACUCGCUAGUCUUCCUCUUCUGGCCAUGGCUGCCCUCCAAGUCGCCGCUGGCGACUUUUCGGCGACAUGCUCUGGCACGUCCUACUUCUCUACCAGCGUCAAGUCCUACUGCAUGGACAAAUACCAGGAGGAUUCCUACUCGACCGACUUGGAUAUGACCAAGUGCCUGGCCAAUGUCGGAGGCAGGAUUGUCUGCCGUCCUUCCAACCCAUCGUUCAAGUUCUGCGACUGUGGUCUUGGCGGCGACAAGAAGCAGAUCUUGAACUGCCGCUGCACUGAUUCCACCGGAGCGAAGAGACCUUCGUCCCUGAACCUGGACACGUGCCUGAGCAACAUUAACGGAGACCUCAAGUGCUAG
This is a messenger RNA of Colletotrichum tamarilloi, 366 nucleotides long. RefSeq lists its product as uncharacterized. The transcript is spliced from 4 exons. NCBI's taxonomy places the organism in Eukaryota, Fungi, Ascomycota, Sordariomycetes, Glomerellales, Glomerellaceae. The record is from RefSeq and is a predicted model, not a curated record. Bases 1 to 366 code for a protein of 121 amino acids.